Molecule: messenger RNA, 1770 nt
Organism: Rhizoctonia solani
Lineage: Eukaryota; Fungi; Basidiomycota; Agaricomycetes; Cantharellales; Ceratobasidiaceae
Product: transcription initiation factor IIB
Exons: 7
Coding region: 1-1770 (589 amino acids)
Biological process (GO): DNA-templated transcription initiation; transcription preinitiation complex assembly; transcription by RNA polymerase III
Cellular component (GO): transcription preinitiation complex; nucleus; transcription factor TFIIIB complex
Molecular function (GO): TBP-class protein binding; RNA polymerase III type 3 promoter sequence-specific DNA binding; RNA polymerase III general transcription initiation factor activity
Source: RefSeq, a predicted model, not a curated record
AUGGCUAAAUUAUGUCCAGAAUGCGGCGGAGGCGUGAUCGAAUACAAUGAAGCAGCAGGAAACGGAUUCUGUAACCAAUGCGGAACUUUGGUAGAGGAGAACCGUAUUGUUGCAGAAGUCACGUUUGGGGAAAGUGCAUCGGGUGCUGCUAUCGCACAUGGGUCAUUCGUGGCAUUGGGACAGACUCGGGCUCAUACUGGCGGAGCCUUUGGACAUGGGUCUUCAGAGCCAGGAGAGCAAUCAGCUGCCCAUGGUCGUAUGCUCAUCCGGCAACAAUCAUCAGCGCUUCAUCUCGGCGAACAUAUUGUAGAAAAGGCACAACGCUACUACAACCUAGCUAUUUCUCAUAGGUUUAUCAAAGGGCGGAAAUCGGAAUAUGUCGCCGCGGUUUGCCUAUAUAUUGCUUGUCGUUAUUUUAUGCUGGUCAACGUCUUUGUCUUGGGUGCCUAUUACCUCAAGCUAGUUCGAGAGCUCAAAAUUAACUUACCUCUCAUCGACCCCGCUCAUUUAAUCGCUCGUUUUGCUGCUUUACUCGAAUUCGGUGAAGAAACAAACAAAGUUGUUGUCGAUGCGACCCGACUAGUUACCCGGUUCUCUCGAGACUGGAUGACACAUGGUCGACGUCCGGCAGGGAUAUGCGGUGCCUGCCUGCUCCUCGCUGCUCGUAUGAAUAAUUUUCGUCGAAGUAUUCAAGAAAUAGUUCAAGUUGUCAAGAUUGGCGACGAGACAGUCAAGAAGCGUCUUGAAGAAUUUAAGACCACUCCAAGCGCUGCGCUUACUAUGCAUGAUUUUCGUAACGUUAUGCUCGAGGAGGCGGCCGAUCCUCCUUCAUUUACAAAGGGCCUGGAGAAGCAGAAGCACGAGGGCAAGGAAGGGAAAGGGAGGGUUUUAUCAACACCCUCUGGAAAGAGGAAACGAACUCAGGAUGAUGACGAUGACGAUGAUGAAGCGAGCUCCGAACCUGCUACCGCGACCGUUGAUAUGAGUAAGGGGAUUGUCUCACUCGGUUUGGACCACCCGACCAAUGGAAAGACAGAGGCACCACUAUUCUAUCCUUCUGAUGACGACGAGCAGACUGCAUUCAACGAUAUUGUUAAUCAGGACAAAAACGAAGGGGGCGAUGGAAGGGAUGGGUUUGAAAAGAACGAAGGAGAGGAAUAUAAGACGGACGAUACAUUUGAUGAAGAGAUGACUGCAGAAGUCGAGCAGUAUCUUAAUGAUCCCGAGGGUUCUCGCCUCACUGCCGUUCUUCAGCAUGCCGAAAGAGAGAAAGCUGCACGUAUUGCUCAAGCAGAGCAAUCAGAUGACUUGAACAAUCUUGAUGAUGAAGAACUCGAUGCCUUUAUCCUUACUGAAGAGGAAGUGCGGAAGAAAACACGGAUGUGGGUCGAGUUCAACAAAGACUACUUAGAGAGAAUUGCAAUGAAAGGGUUAGAUGCUGAAGAAGGAACUGAACAUAAGCGCCAGAAAAGUCGCAAGACUCGCAAACGUCAAAAGCCUAGAGAUUCGACUACAGCCAGUGGAGAAACUCCCGCUCAAGCGGCGCGAGCAUUGAUGCAGAAGAAAAGAACAUUUUCCCGAAGGAUCAACUAUGCGGCUGUAGAAAAGUUAUUCGAGAAGCCGAGUGAAUCAAACAAAUCCAAGAAUAAGCCCAAGGUAUCGGAAACUGUAGAAGAGCAUGAGGACAAGGAUGAUGACAAUGAAAAAUAUGAUGACGGGGAUGGAGACAUAGAUUACUACAUUGACGAAGGGUAUCAGGAGGAGGUUUGA